This is a messenger RNA of Rotaria socialis, 1371 nucleotides long. NCBI's taxonomy places the organism in Eukaryota, Metazoa, Rotifera, Eurotatoria, Philodinida, Philodinidae. The record is from the annotation of a GenBank genome assembly.
AUGAAAUAUCUUUUCAUUUUGAUCAAUCUCUGUCUUGGAUGUCAAACAUGUGCGUUUGAAAAUAAUAAUUUUUCAACUGUAUGGGCUAAUUUUACACAAGAUCCUCAAUUAUCACAUGCUACCUAUUCAAUCACUAUACUUGAUAAUUCGACAGGAAAUAUUGUAUUUUCAUUCAAUAAAGAUGUGGGUCUGGCGCCUGCAUCGACUUUAAAAACUGUAACUGGCGCAGCUGCAUUUCAUUAUUUGGGUAAAGAUUAUCGAUACAAAACAUUGCUACAAUAUUCUGGAGUAAUCAAUUCAUUUGGUGAUUUGGAUGGAUUUGUUUAUAUUGUAGGAACUGGUGAUCCAAGUUUAGGUAGUUGGCGAUGGAACGAAACUACAAGUGAAAGCAUACUGCAACGUUGGUUGAGUUUAAUAGAUAACAAAGGAAUAAAGACUUGCCGAGGUAUCAUAUUGGAUUUAAGCGUAUGGUCAGGUCAAACACAAACACUCCCAAAUGGAUAUACAUGGGGAGAUAUAGGGAAUUACUUUGGUGCCGGUAGUAGUGCAUUAAAUUGGCGUGAAAAUCAAUUUCGUAUUAUACUUUCGCCAGGUCUUGCUAUUGGUGAUCCUGUUACUAUUGUCGAUAUUGAUCAUUUGCCACCAUCGGUGACUAUAAUUAAUGAACUCACUACGGGACCACCAGGCAUUGGAGAUCUUACUAGUUUAUAUUUAGCACCUGAUGGAACCUAUGGAUAUCUACGUGGCUCGCUAGGUAUUGAUUCAGGAAAAAAAUUUUCAAUAGGCUGUGCUGUACCAAAUCCAGCCCUAUCUAUCGCUUAUGAGUUUCGGCAGGCUGUGAAAUGGCCUAAUACGAUACCCAUCACCGUUAUUUAUCAAAAAGAAGUCAAUGCUACUAAUCGAACUACGCUCGAUAUACAUCAAUCUCCAUCAAUGAGCGAUAUUAUCUAUUGGUUCGAACAAGCUAGUAUAAAUAUGUAUGGAGAAAUACUUGUUAAAACUAUUGCCGCCAUGAAUAAUUCAAGUUUUAAUAGUGUAUUACCAGUUUAUUGUGAAACUGAGCACGGUAUUGAACAGAUAGCAGUAGCAACUUCGGAUGGUUCAGGUUUAUCACCUGAAAAUCGUAUAACAACUUGGGCUAUUGCACGUGUUUUAUAUGAUGUUCGCCAACGAGCAUCGUGGUUUUCAUUAUAUGAACGUGCAUUACCCACUAUUAAUGGAAUUCGUAUGAAAAGUGGAUAUAUCAACAAUGCCUUAUCAUACGCUGGCUACGUAAAUCAUAAAGUUUUUUCAAUUAUUACAAAUAAUUUUAAUGGAGAAACUAGUGAAAUCCGACAAAAAAUUUGGAAUGUACUUAAUACAUUAAAAUAA